Messenger RNA from Histoplasma mississippiense, 516 nucleotides. RefSeq lists its product as hypothetical. Gene Ontology annotation, molecular function: transcription coregulator activity. The transcript has 2 exons. Gene Ontology annotation, cellular component: mediator complex. The coding region runs from base 1 to 516 and encodes 171 amino acids. NCBI's taxonomy places the organism in Eukaryota, Fungi, Ascomycota, Eurotiomycetes, Onygenales, Ajellomycetaceae. Gene Ontology annotation, biological process: regulation of transcription by RNA polymerase II. The record is from RefSeq and is a predicted model, not a curated record.
AUGGAGCCCCAAGAGCCGGACCGUGUCUUUACCUCUGCUGAUCGAAUCCGUGAACUUAAUGAUAUCGACAAAGAUGUUGCAAAGCUUCUCAAUGCAGCGGGUGUUGCGAUCGGCUCACUCACCAAUUCUCCUUCCGUAACCUCAGGACAGUCAUCCAGCGAUUUGCCCAAAAUCGAUGGGACCUUAGAAUCACAUCGAGCAGCUUUCAAAGCUGCAAGCUCCCAAUACUUUGCGCUACUCUCCUCCAUUGAUGUGCGACUACGACGGCAGGUGUAUGCUCUGGAGGAAGCGUCUAUCAUCCAACCUGAAUCAGCUGAAGUCACUGCUGGAGGCACUACUACUACUGCCUCUACUACUUCGUCUGGGGGCGUUAACCCUCUCGAUACCAGCUGGCUUAAUUGCCGGAAAGAUACCGUCGGAAAGGAUAAGGAGGCAGAGCUGUGGGCGGAAGCCAGCAAGUUUGCUACUCAACUGGAGAAAGCUAAAGGGCCUUCCGAAAAUGAAUCGGGGAGUUGA